This is a messenger RNA of Coniosporium apollinis CBS 100218, 4851 nucleotides long. RefSeq lists its product as uncharacterized. The record is from RefSeq and is a predicted model, not a curated record. Gene Ontology annotation, molecular function: protein binding. The coding region runs from base 1 to 4851 and encodes 1616 amino acids. NCBI's taxonomy places the organism in Eukaryota, Fungi, Ascomycota, Dothideomycetes. The transcript is spliced from 3 exons.
AUGGAAGGACGAAGGCCCAGCGUAGCAAGUACAGCCAGCUCGUCCGAACUAUACGAGUCGUCCGGCGCGACACCUUCUCCCAAGUCACCGACCGAGACACCUCAGACAAGCGUUGUUGGAAAGCGCAAGCGCGAAGCCUUGAGCGAUGGCACAGAAAAACGACCCCGGAUGACUCCACUGUCCGAAGCUCUCACCGCGGGGAAUGCCUCGACCUGCGCAAGAGUACCGCCUGAGAUCUGGCAAUAUGUGUUCCAUUACCUCCAUCCGAGCGAUCUCAUUAGCCUUACAUCUGUAAACCGCGCGUUCCGGGGGUAUCUUACCGACGGCAAUCUUUGUCGCGCUGGGCGAAGUGUCCCAGGUCGACUGGCCCCCGUAAACCCCGAAGCUAUAUGGGCUACUGCAAGGCACCUACACUGCGCUCCUCGCCCAAAACCACUAGUCGGGCUUACCGAAAUGCAGAUGUGGCAGCUUACCAGCGGUGCCAAGUGUCAAUCAUGUGGGAAAGCCGCACCUGCGGUACCCUUCACAGGUAACGUGUGGGAAGGUGGACCUGGUCCUGACGGAGUGCGAGCAAUCUGGCCGUUUGGAGUUCGCUUAUGCGGAAGCUGCCUUGAAGCUAGGUCAAAGAAGGAUACUGAGUUGCUCUUCUCCCUACCUUCAGGUCUCCUCCAGGCUCUCCCGUACGCUUUUGUCACGUCUACCAGACACGUCGUCCCUUCCACGGUUCUGAAAAGCUCGACGAUAGUACCGCCCACGCUCUCGAUCUCCAAGCGAUAUUUCGAUGAACACAUAGCCGACAUUCAGCGGGAACUUGAGGAGGCGCGUUCACUCGGACCCGCUGCUGCGGAAGGAUGGUCUAGAGGCCUUGAGGAGAUGGGAAACAAUCGUCGUAGUGCUGCCGAGCGAUGGGAGCUGUGGGAGGCCAAGCAAGCUGCGGAUCGUCCGUCCACCAAGUCUGCGCCGACCCCGGUCAUAACAACUCCUCGGGUUGUCACGCCUCCAGUUACGAGUGCGUACACGCCAUACACCGCAUCGACAGCAGCAGCCGGCAUUCCAACAGCGGGUCCCCACUUUCUGCCUCCCCGCCCACCUACAUCUCUGGCUCACGUCAACCACCAACCACAGCAGCUGCAUGGGUUACCUCAGCAACAUCGUCCGGAACGUAAUUUGCGCGACGCGAACGAAGCCAAAGCUGCCCGAAAGGCCGAUAUAGAGGAUCGCUGUCAACAACUGAAUCCACCGAUUUCGGCCAAUGUGCUGCGACACAUGGAGUCUUUUCAAAACGCUAUGCAGAUUGGUGUCCCAAUGACGGACAGUGCCUGGGAAGUACUCAAGCCACGACUCCUGGCUCAGCGCGAGGUAGCCGAGCGCAUGGAGGCCGAGCAUGCAGCGCACAUGGCUGCGUUGCAAGCAAAGCUGGAGGCGGGCCGCCCUCAAGAACCAAGCUCUAAAGAACUCAAGGAAGCGCAAGACCGGGAAUGGGAUGAUGCCCAGAAACCCCUCCGAAGAAGACUGGGUAUGUAUGCGGACGAGCUGAUUCGAGGUGCUUGGUCAAAUGGCAGAUCCAUCAGCAAGGACAACAGCUCGAAGUUUGCGGCCGAUGUCCUUUUGCACGUUCGUAAGCGGUUUUACGAUGACCUUGCCGAGGAAGACGAGGCCAGGACCGCCACCGGCCAGGAACUCAGGCAGGAUCCAUUUAACGGCCCACCAGCCCGGAGAUUACUUUUGGAGAGCAUGAAAUGGGUCUACGAUAACAAGAUCAAAUCAUUGGCCGAACCACACCGUAGGGAGUUAUUCCUGUGCAAGGAGUGCGUUGCUGAGGGGAAUCCCAAGUUCUACGGCUUUGAAGGUGUUCUGCAGCACUACGGCGCCAAACACACUAACGAUUUUAGCGUCGGGAACGUUGUUGUAAGCUGGAAAGAGGCCGAGUGGCCAGAAGAACCCCCUUUCCAUCCAGAUCCAGGUACUGCUCAGGCUGCUCUGUACGCUGUAUCUGUUAGCGGUUCUGGUUCGGCCGUUCCUGGCCAACCAGCGUAUGCUCCCUUCCAAUAUGGUGGGUAUUCCCGUGGAGCGUCGUCGACGCCCCAGAUGGCAACCCUAGGUCUACACCAGUUCUCGCAGAUGAGUCCCAGUCCUUAUGGCAACCCUUUGUACGCGCAAUACAGUCAUGGUCCAUUUCAGCCACCUCCGCUACCGGCCAAUGGCUUCCAAGGUCCAAGUUUCCAGCAGAAUUAUGCUCAGGUCCCGGGCGGCCUGCCAUUCAACAGUCCCCAACAGGCUUUCAUGGCUGGCCAAGGGCCAAUGUACAACAGCUACGCUAAUUACGCUGGCCAGCCGAAUACAAUGUUCAGCCCUGCCCUGGCCCCGUCGAUGAUUGCGGAUGUGAUACCGGCAGGUGGACCACAAGCUGCUCCCGAUACUAACGCGACCAAUGCCCCGUCGCUCCAGCUACCAGCUACCGCACCAGAUGCAGCCGAUUCUGGCUCAGGCGAUAGCCCUAAUGACUCAACCACCAGUGGUUCUCAUGAGGACCACCUCAGUGAAAUUGCGCAAACGGCGAAAAACGUGUGGACAAACACGUCAGGCAUCAAAGAUUUCCCUCAGAGUGUAAGAGUAUUCGUCGUGAUUCAUCACGUUAUUUCCAAGUUCAACGCUCGGUUUGGUUAUGAACCGAGUCUGGAUCUCUUCUCUGAUGCUCUUGCAACACAUCAAUUGAUGAAACCCAUCAAGAAUGCUCGUGGCCUGUUAUGCAAAACUUGCAUACGUCACAACCAGCGCCCUUCCAAAGGCCGUCAGUCUCAGUCGUCUCAUUUAGCGGAUAAGGCCUACGACUUCUUGUCCCUCAUCUCUCAUUUCAAGUUUGCUCAUCUUGAGAAAGUAAGGCCACCGCGCCGUGGUCGCAGUGCUGUUUCUCACCUGAAAUGGGCGGAGGACAUGAUCGAGAUUCCUGAUGAAGCAUACAUCAGAGAUACCCUCUCUGUACCGGGCAUAGGUGACGACAAGAUUCGAGCUGUUGUCGAAGUUUUUCCUCAUCUUUUUGCUUCAUCUCCAGAACCUCCAGCGGCGCGCAACACCAGUGGUAGAGAUAUGGCGCGCCAUGAUCCUUACUCGGAUCGAGGGUUCGCUCAGGACUUGCCACAGGAAGCCGUACAUGGAUCUGAGACAAGGGUAGCACGCCCGAGGGUGUCGCCGCCGCGGAGACGUAGAGACGGAAGCAUACCGUCUCAUGAAUCCCCACAGUCUUUGCCAGCGGUAGGUGAGGAUGAGUAUGAUCCGCGUCAUCCUGCAAUCGACAUGCCGCCCAGGCGGACUACAGUACAGCAACGCAGCCGCUUGAUACAGUCAAGGGAUGUGCCAGAGGACGAUCACAGACGUCGUUACUACUACGCCGAGCCAGUGGAAUACGUGGGUGACUCAUUUCAUCGUGAGCGAAGUCAUCGGGCAGCUAAUAUCGAAACCCAGGUUCCACGAGAUCCGCAUGAUGAUGGCUAUGGCGCUGCACCUCGUGGCUAUUACCGAGCUCCUAGUCCUGCAGAUCGUCGCCGAGAGUACGAGAGUGACGUUGCAUACGUCGAAUACGUAGAGGUCCCCCGAACUAGCCGCGGUCAUCUGCGUCGUACAAGUUCCAUCGUUCCUGCCAGGGAGGCCCUUGUGGAGCGACCACGAACGGAAGCGACUCGUCCCCUCAUCCGAUAUGUAGAUGAUCCAGAUGAAUAUGUCGAGCCUUCUGUAGACUAUGGCCCAGAGAGCGUUCCCGAGACGCGACCGCGCCCAUCAGUUCCGAAGAUGCCCGAGAGCGAUGUUGAUCGGUUCCUCGACCAAUUAGACACUGAGCGAGGAGGCCAUGCCGGCUAUGCGACCGAACACGACCACGAGAUGGGGGAUCCAGGACUUGGCCAUGUAAUUCCUGAGCAUGUUCCGCAAGAGAUGCCGCAGCACUCUUCUCGGAUGCCAGUCGACACUCUGCCUGUCGCUGCGCCAAGCGGUGAGGCUGGGACAGGUUACAGCAGUAUCGCGGUAACGCCAGGGCCGCCGCCACCUUCAGGCUCCACCGGACCGGUUGCAGAGCCUCGCCAGCCAGCCAGCCACUCAGAACGCAGACCUAAUGCCAUAGGUAGCGAGCAAUAUGUCAGCCGAGGCGGUCGCUUUGAAGAACGACACGUCGGACAGGUUCGUCCACGUUACGCACGUUACAUGCGCGUAUACCGCGAAACAGCCCAAGCCCCGAUCCCGCGCGUAGCGCGGCCUCACAGCAGGUUCGAGAGAUACGAGGUCCAACGGCGACGGCUGGACCGCGAACGGUCUCGUUCCCCUUCCCGCCUCGCCGAGCCAGAGCUAGAAGCCCAUCAAUACCGUGAUCGGAGCGUUGCGCAUCCGGAGCAUGACGAAGCCGCCCAAGCUGCGCGUCAAUCCUCACACCCGCCACCGCGUGAGUAUAUACCGAUGGAAGAGCCUGCACGCUACUCACCCGCCGAGCCUCCAGUGCGCUACCGAUACGCAGAACCGCAACCGCUUUACGUAGACGAGUAUGGCCGCCCCAUCGAAGUCGUCCGCGUCCACGAACAUCACCCUCCAGCACGGUACAUCUCGGAACAGGACCGGAUACCGAUAAGAUACGUCUCAGAACAUCACGGUCCUUCGGAGCAAGCAUACGAAUAUGUCCCUUACGAGACGUCACCGGUACGCGACGACCGCCGAUACGUCUAUUACGCUAAUCAACCGCCAUAUGAGGAGCACCAACGGAGGGUGUACGAGCCGGUUCCUGAGCCGUCCAUGGCCAGUGAGAGGCUGUCUGAGCGGCCGACUGGGCCACCGGGACAGGAGGUCAGAUAUGUGGAGCAGCAGCGGUGA